UUACUCCAAACGGCACGUAGUUUCUUAGUCACUGCGAAUCAGUGUCAAGUACGAAGACCUCGGAGGCUCGGACUAUCAGUCCUCCGGUUUCAAUGGAGGUUUUGCAGUUACCAAGGUCUUCGCCGGAGCUUCCUUUCCGUUUUUCUCCGAUACCACUGAAUCUUCCAAAUCGUAGUCGAAUCAAAACUUUCCGGCCGUUGUCAGCAAUCGCCGAUUCUAGAUCCGGUACACCAGAUUCAGAAUCCCGGAACCGGAUAUGCAUUCUCGGGAUGGGAUACGUCGGAGGCUUUUUUGCGCAACAGCUCAAAGAAGCAGACUGGGUGGUUUCAGGGACUUGCAGGAGUAAUUCGAAGAAGAAAGAAUGGGAGAAGAGAGGAAUCAAUCUUCAGCUAUUUUCUGCAGAUUCACCUGAAUGGAGUGUGCUUGAAACAGUGAAAGAUUACACGCACCUGCUCGUUUCCAUUCCACCUUUAGCAGGCAUUGGUGAUCCGAUGUUGCGGAUUGUCGAACUUGUCAGAGACAAGCUUACUAGUGGAAAUCUACGAUGGCUUUGUUAUCUCUCAUCGACAAGUGUGUAUGGAGAUUAUGGUGGUGCUUGGGUCAAUGAGGAUGAUCCCCCAAAUCCUAAAACUCAGACAGCCAAACUGAGGUUAGCUGCAGAGGAAGGAUGGUUAAGCUUGGGUCGUGAUCUUGGGAUUUCGACUCAAAUCCUUCGACUUGGAGGUAUCUAUGGACCUGGUCGAAGUGCGAUUGAUACGUUGUUAAAGCGGCAGCAUUUGUCUGAAAGUCAAAAGAGAAGAGCGUCCCGGAGAUUCACUUCGAGAGUCCAUGUUGAAGAUAUAUGCCAAGCUCUUCAAGCCGCCAUUAAAAAGCCAACAUCAUCAGGGGAGGAGAUCUACAACAUCGUUGAUGAUGAUCCAGCACCAAGAGAAGAGGUGUUUGAAUAUGCCUUGAAGUUGAUUGAAAAACGCUGGGCGGUAAAGAUCGAAACAAAACCAUUUCUGUAUGAAUCUCAGGAGGAAAGUUCAUUGAGAGGCGAGAAACGAGUCCGUAACGAACAUAUGAAGAAUAAACUAGGAGUGAAGUUGAUGUAUCCUUCGUACAAGUCGGGAUUGCCAAGCAUAGUCGACAAGAUGGACAACCCUUUUUAAGCCCCGAACAAAAACAAAAAAAAUGUUGCUAAUCAGUUUUAAGAGUGCUAAUGGUGUUAUCAAUGGAAAAUUUUUUUUCAUCUUUUAAGAUGUUAGACAGAAAGCUCUUCUUCGAUGUAAUUUCAGAAAUUAUACGUUCCAAAUUAAAGAAUUCUCAAAAUUCAAAA
This is a messenger RNA of Eutrema salsugineum, 1318 nucleotides long. RefSeq names its product protein YeeZ. Lineage: Eukaryota; Viridiplantae; Streptophyta; Magnoliopsida; Brassicales; Brassicaceae. The record is from RefSeq and is a predicted model, not a curated record. The transcript is spliced from 8 exons. Bases 93 to 1151 code for a protein of 352 amino acids.